Molecule: messenger RNA, 327 nt
Organism: Trichoderma virens Gv29-8
Lineage: Eukaryota; Fungi; Ascomycota; Sordariomycetes; Hypocreales; Hypocreaceae
Exons: 1
Source: RefSeq, a predicted model, not a curated record
CUCGUCGAUGUACAAAGUAGUCCCUCGGUUCCCCCUGUAGCAGCUUCCACCGAGUACACAUACGAUCCCCUGCCGGCAGAUAUGAUGCUGCCUAUCGGCUCAAGUUAUUUGAUGCAUUUGUUCGAGCACCCCGAGGAUGCUGAAGUUACGCCCGUGAUGUACAGGAAGAUACCCAAGAAACUCCGGCACAAGCUAGAGGCUUGUCCUGUAAAAGGCGGCACAGUUGGUUGGGGGAUCGAAAUCAUCGAGCGUAUGAACUGGUUUAUUGCCUUUCUGUACGGCUGUCUUGGCUUUGCGGUAUCCCUUUUGCGAUUGUGUGGGCCAUAA